AUGGGAAAGACAAAAGCAAAGAAACGGUCCUUUUUUAGGAACAGGCCUACAGGCCUUCCGAGUGUGAAAGAAGCGCAAAGGGAAGAGCAAGAAAAUAAUGCUGAUGUCGUUGCAAAGACUUCACCCUUGAUGGAAAAGGUAAAUACAACUGAAGAUAAAAUCUUCCUUGGCUCAGAUUAAUAAUUGCUUUAUUUAAAUACCCCGCCUCUGAGCCUUUGAGUCUCUUAACAAUUUGCUGGCCUUUUUUUCCACGGGAUAUGUUAUUACUGGGGCGCGGGAGUCGUUCAAAAGACAGACGUCUUAAUUCACGGUUUUUACUGUCACGCCAUCAAAAAUAUAAAUGCAAAUCAUUCAGUACAGAAAGUCUAGAAUCUGAGAAAUGAAAGAAGAUAAAUCUACAAAAAGCCCUGCCAAGAAUCAGGUCUGUGCAAUAUUUCGUAUGUGAGAUAUUCAGAAAAACGUUUUACCCAAAUUUAUAAAGCUUUGUAUGGAAACGCCAUGUUGCUGUCCCUUUCAGGGACACCAAUAUGGCUGCCGGAAACCAACAGAAACAUCUGUUUUUGAGUUUUCCUACUAAUGCCUGAAUUCUUCGCUUGAGGAAUUCAUAAAGAUUAAAGUAAUAUUUAUUGUGAGACAAGAAAUAUUUAGAUAGCAAAAUCUCCCAAAAUCAGUAACGUUUUUAACCCACAUAAGAGCUUCCCUGGCUGUCAGCGAAAUGCUGUGUUAUGCAAAAGCCUGGAAAGCCUGAAAAACCUUUUUGAACCAAAAAUUUGUUUAUAGAAAGGCGUUCAGGUACUGUAAUACCUCAUGAAAGUAGAAACUCAGAAGAAUCAAUAGUUUUUUUUGAAUUUUGGUGACGUCAUGUGAAAACCUGAGAAUUGAUGGUUUAGUGUGUAUUUUACAAGUUAAGCUGUAUUUUGGCUUGAAUAGUGGGGAAUUUUGAAAAGUUGGUAAAGGUGUAGAGUAAAUUGGGAAAGGAAAUUGUAUUUGUUUGGCUUAAUCUGUGCUAGAUUGAAAAUUGCCAGUUAAAUACUACUUUUUUAACCUCUGGUUGGUCAUUACAUUAAGGCUGAGGUCUGAGAUUUCCCUGUAAUGACUGAAUGGACAAGGUUAAUAAGUUAUUUAUUGUAUGGCCUUUUCAUUAUGGACCUGAGUCUGCGAUCAAGAAUAAAUAUUAUUAAAACCAGUUACUAUAAUUUAAAAAAACACAUCACCACAAUGAAUGAUUCAUUGUGGUGAAUGUAUUGCAGGCUCAAGAGAACAAUUAUUGUACUCUUGAGCCCGCCAUACAUUCAUGUGACACUGGUCAGUGGAUAAUACACUUUUUGACAGCUGUCAAUUGAAAAUAACAAGGAUGACCAUAAGGAUAUCCACUAUCAAGUUAAACACAGAUUGUAUAUGCCUUUGACACCUAGUUAGUAAUGCCCGGUCAUUAGAAGAAAAUAAUAAUGGUUGUUCAUUACAAGAAAACAGCCAAUCAGAGUGCACAUACUAUUGAAGCUUUAUAAUAAAGAGCUAUAUUUCAAUGUAUUGUAGUGUCUAUUUCUAAAUUUUCAUGGCCGUUGUCCAUUUUAGCUAACAAGUGCAAAUCCAUCUGAGCGUGAGUGUGCCUGUGCAGGUCUGGCAAAUUUGGUGUUUGAUCCAGGAGCCAUUCCAUCACUUCUUCAGCAAGAUAUUGUACGAAGGCUUGGACCAUUGUUGAUUGACUGCAACAGAGCAAUACAGGAGGGUGCUGCAGGAGCUUUGAGGUAAAAAAAUGUAAAAGAAGAAAAACUUCUAAACAGAUGUAGAAAUAUAUAACAAACAUAAAAAUAAUAAUAAUAGUAUAGAACUAUUUGCCUAUGGGGAUGUGAAUGGUGUUGGGUAUAUCCCAAGAUGUGAGGCAUUGAUUUAUGUAUCUAGCACUUUGCACCCACGCUGAGAGGGAUGGUUGUUUUAAUAUUUGCCAAAAUAUUAUUGGAUAAAAAUGAACACUCAAAAAUAAUAAUGUUUUAAAUAAAACAUGUCACUUAACAAAAAUUAUUGUCUUAUAUGCAUCAGUAUGCCUAUGUCGAGAUAUGAAACGUGCAGGAAGUUUGGAGAGGAUGAAAGAGGUGUAAGAGUUACCUGAGGUGGAGCUGAGAGCAACUCUAGCCUCUUGAGAGGAUCUAAUUAAAGGGCUUUGACUGGCAAAAUUUGGUGUUUUGGAUUGGCGGUUGCUUACAGGAGGUGGUGGCAUUUGAGAUGUAACAAUACGAUCAACCCUCCAUGUGUGACCACAGUACAACCCGGAUAACUCAAACCCGGAUAACUUGAACUUCCCACUAACUGGAACUGAGUCCUACUUCCCUUGGAUUUCACCGCAGUUUUCAGUCGUUUUUACUCAGUUAAGGUAUCAUCCAGGGUAAAAAAUCGUCAUUUUUCGAAAUUUUCGAUUUUUAGAUAGUUAAGUAGAGCUCAUCAAGAGCUUUCUUUUAAAAAAAAUUCUAGGAAAAAAUGUUUUUUCUGUGCAAACUUAUGGAGCGCAAAAGUUUUUUCUAUGCUAAUUAUUUUAAUUGAUCGUUGACAAGUCCUGUCAUACUUGAUACGCACGCCACUGUUGAACCAAGCUAAUCACGCAAUUUGACAGAAAUCGUGGUCUACAAGUAUAGUGCUCACUGUUUUUCCCUGGAUUUUGGAAGUGAGUGCCUCCAAAGAAGAAAAAAGAGCCAAGCUUGUCCGUUUUCGUCCUUGACUCCAAGACGAAAGAAGACGACAAAAUCGUUUUGCAAAGUGUGGGCUUCGAAACUAGCAGAGAGCGACAAGGGCUCCUACUACAAUCAAGGAAAAUGGCUUAAGGAUGACAAAGCUUCUGAAAAGCCAGAUGAAACUACCGCGAAAUCGAGUUUCACGAGUUUCUUAUCGAGCGGAGCGAGCUUUUUAGGCCGCGAAGCGAAGCGGCCAGGCGUGCGAAAAAUUCGCAACAGGUCCCGCGCCAUAUAAAAAUCGGACGAAGGACUUUUUUCAAAGUCUAUUGUAACGGGAGAGCAGCUUCAAGAAAAACUCCAGGAAGCGGUUUGUUGUCGAUUUUUCCAGGGAAGUGUUGAACUUUUGGAAUAUGUAUCGAGUAAAAGUUGGCUGGCUCAGAAUGAAAACUGCCCGUCGCAAAUAACUAAAGAUGUUUUCUCGAAAACAGAAGGAUCGAACAAAGCAGAGCCUUUGAAAUAAAUUGUUCAUCUCUUGUCGGGUUUCGUUUGUAACCUUUUCCUGCUGUGUCACUAUUGUUGUCCCUUUUCUGGUAUGCUUCAACAUUGACAGCUUAGGUGUUAUAAUCUGUUAUAAUCUCGUCACGGGUAAUAGGCCGCCAAAAAUCUUUUUCCCCUGUUUUCUCGAAAUGAAAAUCAGGUCAAGUUGAGGGUACGUUUCAAACUCCAAGUCGGCAACCCGUGAACCAAUUUGGCUGAAAUUUGGCUAACUUACUGUCAGAUAGUUUUUCUAAAAAACGGUGUCUGCGAAUUUUGAUUUCUUUUUUCGUUUUCGAGUAAGAGUAUUUUUUCAUAGGUAGUGCUAAUGAUUUGCUAUCCUUAUCUUCAACUGCUUAUAACAAAAGAACAAACCCACUGGACAAAAAUCUGAGACACGGUUUUUCAGUCAAACGUGUUAAGAAGCGAAUGAGAUCUUAAUUGGCUUCUUCCGUUUAUUUUUCGCUGGCCUGGACUUAAAUUUACAGUGACACCCACUUUUACAAAAAGCUUCUCAUUUCUGAAUCGCGUUAAUGUUUUGAUUUUUUAAAAGGAAUAAGCAAUAAUCUGAAACUAUUAAGCUUUCAGAAAAUGUACGGUUUAUGGGGGUAUUUAUUAAAAGCAAAGGCGCUAGCGCCGAUCAACGCGGGGAGGGUGCUUGAGGGUGGAUGAUACCUUAACUCAAACUCGGAUUACUUGAAUUCCCCUCUAACUCAAACUUGAUUUCCUUUCCUUGAUCAAAAUUUCACUGAAGUUUACCCCAAUAAUUCAAAUUCUGGUUCUUGUUACCCCACUCAGAUGCCAUCCCAUUAGCUCUUCUUGUUGUAUAAACACUAAAACUAACUGUAAAUCAAUUUGAUUUUUAUUAGUGCAAGAAACAGAUCGCGUUCGAUCAUAAAAAUGCAUAAUCAUGUUACCGUUCUUGAUGAAAUUAGCAACUUUGCACUGUACUAUGCACACUGAAGUGCUGAUUAAUCAGUAUUAUCAAUAUUAUUAAAGUGGCGAAUUGAAAAUUCAAUCAAUCCAGAUAACUUGAACCCCUGCUAACUCAAAGUGUUUUUUAUUUCCCUUCAGAGUUUGAGUCACUGGGUUUCUACUGUCAUAAUGUUAAUAAAUGUCAAUAGUAAAUAAUUAUUGUUUUCAUAAUUAUAUGAAUGUUAUCGUUCAUGUUAUGAUCAUUUAAAGACUGUGUUAAUACUUUGCAGGAAUCUAAGCCUCGGAGGUGGCCCUGAUGUGUGUGUCAAAAUGGUUGAACAAGAUGUAAUGACUCCUCUUACUACUUUUGUACGACAGGUACACUAUGUGCAAUUUACGUCGAUGAUAAUAAUGAUAUUUUUAUUAUAGCCAAACCAUUAAAUUUUGUCUUUUAACACCAUAUUCUUUAUAUUUCAGUCUCUUGAUGCUUUGGGUGCUAUAAAUGAGAGUACAGGCAAUUCAGAGUUUAAAAGGCAGUCAACAAGCUUAGCAAUACAAGCUGUAAGCUUACUCUGGAAUCUUUGGUGAGUAAGGUUAUCUUAAUAUCAAAUCAUCAGAUAAGUUUUUCAUUUUCACUGGGAGUGGCCAAUGCAAAUUACAAAAUGCAGCAUGAUAAUAAUAAUAAAAAAUUGAUAAUAAAAAAGUAUGGGAAGUGCCUGAGAUUUUAGUGAACUAACUUGAAAGAUCAUCUUGUUUAUAUUUUUAAUGACUAUUUUUUCUUUACAGUGAGAGCAGUGGUACAGCAGUGGAAAUUUUUAACAGUCAAGGACUUCUUCCUUACCUUGUUUCAAGCCUAAAAACUGAUCUUUAUCCAACAACUGUUGCUAUUCCAGCUGGUGAGGUUUUCUGCAUAUAAAUUUUACUAAAAAGUCUAAGUAGUUUUGUACAUCGUUUAUGAUCAUUUAGUAACUAUACUGUCAAUUUUAAUAAAUUAUUAGAAUUAAUUUUGUCAUCAGAAUUUAGAUUUUCUGAAUACAUUAAAAAUGCAGAUUAUUAAAAAAUAAGAUGAUUUAUUAUUGUAAGUUAUUUAUAGCAUAUUGCCGACCACAAGUAUUUCUUUUUUGGAGUUUAGAUUUUUUUAUGGGAUUUAAACUUUUUUUUUGUUUUUAAGUAAAAGCAUUUUUUUUGUUUUUCUGGGGUAGCAUCCUUCCAGACUCCCCUAGCAGCUCGCACCCUCGGCACUCACGUGAUUUGUUGGUUAUUGAAAAAUAUCCCAAUUUUACGUUCCCAAAAGAUUGGACUGUCAGUGUGUCAUUGUUUUUAUGUCUGCUCUUUCAGCUACAUUUCAGUUUCAUCUGUAUUAACAAUGUUUUUUAACGUUUGAUAUGAUAUAAGGUAAAUCACUGCUGAAUGACCAAACAUGUUUCAACUGCAAUCUGGGACAAAAUUGUUGAGACAUUGUCCUCAAAUAGGGUAACUUCGGAAAACAAAACAUUCCUCACCCCUCCUCCCUUGCCUUCACUGAAAGUUGAAGUGUUUUUUCUACAGGUAGCUCAAACAGUAGUACAACAUCGCAUGGAGGGGAUAGGAGAGGGGAAAAUUUAUUCUCUCUUUUUUAAGUUAGCAAAACGUUAGUGUGUCAACUAAUUUUGUUGCCUAUUCUGGCUAGUUAAUAUUUUGAGCUGUUGAUCUAACUGAUGUUUCUAUUUGUCCCUUGUAGCCCAGUGUCUUCAUACUGUCACUGAAGAUAAUGUGUCAGCUGCUCAGCUUAUUUGUGGCUCAAGUGAUAUGAUGAAGACUCUUGAGAAGUCAUUGAUGGCCGAUGGUUCAUCCAGUGACAUGCUACUGCUCAAAGUCUUAACUGCAGGUAACACCUGGGGGAUGUACUGUAUUUCCUCAAAAUUAAUAAUAGCCCCCUUCGAGAGAAAGGUCUAAUUAAUCACCUCCCCCUCUAUAAGUUACCCACUAGGGAUACCCAUAGUGGUAAACUUGGAGGGUGAAGCUUAAGUGGAGUCUGAUCCAGCAAAACUGUAUGAUCAGUGAAAGUUCAAGCUCUGUUGCCUAGAACAUUAACAUUGGUCAUGGAACCAAAUUUGGACCACUUUAAAUGCCAAAAUGUUCAGUUUAUUUGACGUGAGUAUUUUUUGAUUUAAUGGCAAAAUAGAACAAAAUAUUUAGGUCCAUCUUUAAGCGGGCAAUAUUUUAAAUAAUUGCCUCCCUUGAAUAAUCACCCUGUUUCGGUGAGAAAAAAGAAAUGAUUGUCCCUGGCUAUUAUUCGAGGAAAUACGGUACUCCCUUAUACGGAAAGAUGCUACGGAUGGGGUAUGGUUUAUGUCCUUUUGAUUCUGUCGUGAAGGGUAUUGCCUGCAUGACUGAUUUUAUUUGCUAAAUGAAAUUUGUUUGUACUCCAACUACAGAAAUGACUGUAGGGUGAACUUGCUCUAUUAUUGUAAUUACCAGUAAUGGUUUUGGAAUGUAUCUUGUCCUUUGUCCUAAACAGGGUUAAUUUAGGGUGUGGCCCUUAACAGGAUAAUUGUAUUUUAUGAUUUUUUUUUGUCCUAAACAGGGUCAGGGCUUCAAACCCUCAGCAGCUCACCUUUUCCCAAAUAUUGGUUGACUGAAAACCAUGUAAAGUUGAUCCAAAAAUAACAAUGAAAAUGAAAAAGUAAAAGUGACAACUGCUGUGUAUUUUUUAGAGCUGCACAUGCCCAUUGUAUUUGAAUCAGGAGGCCGCAAAGUUUUUGACUUAUAAACAGGGAUUUGGGCAGUUUUGGCUCAUUGUAGCCAGACAGUGACCAGAAAUCAGUUUGACUACCUUCAAAAGGCGAUUUUUGGCCAAAUUCGGUUGCAGUCAAUUUUAAUCCAUUAACUCUUUAUUAAAGCUGGUAUAGAUGUGAAUCCAACUCCUUGAUUUGCCUCCAGUGAGUUUAGCAUGUUGUAAUUCAAAAUAUUGUUUUGUUUCAUCAUCUUUAAAAAACCCUCAAGGAAGAGGAUAGAUAUUAUUAUUUGCACUAAGUAAUGUUCUACAUAAAUUAACAGAAAGGUUGAUAAAGUGAUCCUGUUUUCUCAGAAAAGAUUUUUCUUUGUUGUCAGGUGUGUUGUAUAACAUCCGUUACGCUAUACCAGUGUGCAGUUUUAAUGAGCUUCUUCAAGCUGUUGUUGGGGUCUUGGCUCAAGUGCUUGAUGUCAACUGCUUUGAUGUUAUUGGUAAAUUACUUCCAGAACCAACUAAGGUAUGUGCAAACUUAAAUAAUAAUAAUAUUAUUUUGAUGAACAGUUAAUGAAUUAAGUUUUGGUACGUUUUGUAUUCUGUACAGCCCCCAAAAUGAUCUCCUGAAAUGAUUCCUACCCUGUAAUGAUCUCCAAUUCCACCCUGAAAUGAUACUGUCCUUGAAAUGAUCCUUAUUUCUCUUCAUGUCAACCCGGAAAUGAUCCCCAAUUAAUAUUAGGCAUGGAAUGAUAUCCUAGAACUAUGGAUCAAGCAAAAUGCACAACAUUAAUUUAAGUUUCACUAACAAUCUUACUCAAUUUCCUGAUGGAUUCCAUCUUAAAAUGUGUCAGGUCAUUGUGUUGAUUGUUAUGUGAAAUUUUUUAAGUGUGCCUCACAAAAAAUGAAGAAAACAGGCCCUGUGUUCCAUGCGACUGUGUUAAUAUGGCCCCUUAACAUCCUGUAUGUAGUAUAAUAAUGUUAUGUUUUAAUGAUGUGUGGAAUGCAGGAAAACGCUAGUGUCCUCUUUUUAUAGUGGUAGUCAGGGUUCUGUGCUAGAAAUUCAUAAUUAAAUUAUAGCUGGCUGUCUCUGAUCUCACAUAAUUGUCCAUUAUCUUGCUACAAUCCAUAAUAAAGAGAGAAGUGUUUUUUGUAAAUUGAAUAAGAGCAUUUUGUUUUUUAUAACGCUUUACUACACAAUCUUCAGUGAUUCCUGCAUUAUACAUUAUAGAUUGAAGAAGUUCAGAUGCUUUUGAAUGCCCAGCAACUGGCUUUAGAAAUUCUGUCAAACAUGUGCUGCCCUGAUGGUGAGUAA
Messenger RNA from Porites evermanni, 8137 nucleotides. The record is from the annotation of a GenBank genome assembly. NCBI's taxonomy places the organism in Eukaryota, Metazoa, Cnidaria, Anthozoa, Scleractinia, Poritidae.